Messenger RNA from Cinara cedri, 1971 nucleotides. The record is from the annotation of a GenBank genome assembly. Lineage: Eukaryota; Metazoa; Arthropoda; Insecta; Hemiptera; Aphididae.
AUGUCCAAGACAAUGGAUACUUUUUUUUCGCCACCUCCAACUAACUUAUCAAUUUCGCGGCCUACAAUCAAUAAUAGAUUCUCUCCAAAAAACUACAAAUUUCAAGGUCCUAAGCCUUUAAAUAUGCAACGAUCUAGUUUGGAUGGACCACCAAGAUAUUCAGCAAAUGAAAAUAUACACGUAAUAGGUAAUGAUAAUACAAAAAAUGUCUCAAAAAAAAGUGUUUUUCGUAAAACAGUGGACUAUAAUUCAUCGUUGAUUCGAAUGCUCCAAAGUAGAAUUUGGCAACGAGAUUUCCGAGAUAGACCUUUUUUACAACCAAUCGAAUUAUAUACACCCCAUCUUUUACCUCCUCAGUGUUACAUAAAUAAUUGUGCAAGCUCAAUUACUACUACGUUGGUUAAAACUGUUACUAAUAGAUUACGAUCUCCUGUGAUUUGUUCAGAAUGGACACCAGAAGGUAGACGUUUAAUAACUGGUACAUACAAUGGUGAAUUAACUGUGUGGAAUGGGCUGACGUACAAUUUCGAAACCAUUAUACAGGCCCAUAAUUCGGCUGUUCUUUCAAUGACAUGGUCUCAUAAUGGUAAUUGGAUGAUUACUGGAGAUAAUAAAGGUUUUGUAAAAUAUUGGCAAUCAAAUAUAAAUAGUGUUAAUAUGUUUCAAGCACACAAAGAAGCUGUUAUAUCUACAAGUUUUAGCCCACCUGAUAAUAAAUUUGCAACAUGUUCAUAUGAUGGAACUAUACGUAUUUGGGACUUUUUUACAAAUAGAGAAGAAAAAAUACUUCAAAUUGGGGCCCGUGUGAAAUGCAUUGACUGGCAUCCGCAAAAGGGUCUUUUGAUAUCUGGCAGUAAGGAUUAUAAACAAUCAAUUAAACUUUGGGAUCCGAAAACCGGUCAAUCAUUAGUUACUUUAAAUGCUCAUAAAAGUACAGUCAUGGAUGUUAAGUGGAAUGCCAAUGGUAAUUGGUUGGUAUCUGCAUCUUCAGAUAGCUUAUUAAAAUUAUUUGAUAUUAGAAAUCUUUCUCGUACAGUUCAAACAUUCAAAGGUCACAAGAAUAAAGUUAAUACUAUUGCCUGGCACCCAUUUCAUGAAAAUUUAUUUUGUAGUGGAGGUGAUUUUAAUGCGAGUAUAUUAUUUUGGAAUGUCGAUGUUGAUAAAUGUGUGGGAUCUAUUGAGAAUGCACACGGAAAUAUUAUUUCGUCAUUGGCUUGGCAUCCAAUAGGUAUAGUAUUAUGUUCUUCUUCAUAUGAUACCAAUUGUAAAUUUUGGACACGAAACAGACCUGGAAAAAAAGAAGUAAAAUCAGUUUCUAGAAAAACAGAAAAUACAACAUCUGAUGCACAAUUACCUAUACCAGGAUUGGGUUUUGAAGGUAUUGAUAAAAAAGAUUUUCAUAAAUCAUUGGUUGACAGUACCACUUCUGAUAUUGCUUCUACUAAUGGAGUUUUCAAGGAUAAAAAAAUUUUCAAAUCUAAACAAAUUCCUAAAAAUUUUCAAAAUUUGUGGUAUGAAUACAAAGCUAACGAUCAAAUAAUAGAAAUUAAUUCAAAAAAAAAUAUUGGUCCUGAUAGUAAUUUGGUGAAUAAGAGUUCAAUGGACUUAAUACCUGAUUACAUACCAGCAAGAAAUUUAAAACCAGAAUUUCCUUUUGUUUAUGGGCAAAUGAUAAAAAUAGAUCGAAAUCAACCAUUAGAAAAUGGAAUAAGAAAAGACCAAGAGUCAUUAAUGCAUUCUCUUAAUUCAGAUGUAAUACCAAAAGUACGGCAACAUCGUCCGUUUGAAAGCAACAAUAAUACAAUUUCCGCAUAUGCUGACCAACACUUCCAAAAUGAUCAAAUUGUACGCAGAAAUGCAUUUAACAAUGAUGUAAAUGCAAAUAUUUUUACAAGACAGGACGUUGAUCUCAGAAUCAAUUACAAUUUUAACCAAAAUAACGUAUACUCCAAUAAUACAAAGUAUUUCUAA